This is a messenger RNA of Betta splendens (Siamese fighting fish), 3390 nucleotides long. Its product is annotated as phosphatidylinositol 3-kinase regulatory subunit alpha-like. Lineage: Eukaryota; Metazoa; Chordata; Actinopteri; Anabantiformes; Osphronemidae. Gene Ontology annotation, cellular component: phosphatidylinositol 3-kinase complex. The coding region runs from base 488 to 2638 and encodes 716 amino acids. Gene Ontology annotation, biological process: insulin receptor signaling pathway; phosphatidylinositol phosphate biosynthetic process. The record is from RefSeq and is a predicted model, not a curated record. Gene Ontology annotation, molecular function: 1-phosphatidylinositol-3-kinase regulator activity; protein binding. The transcript is spliced from 17 exons.
GCGCUUUUAGUCUUUGGAUGACGCACACUUUACGCUGUUUGGUCUUGGACGGAUGAACAACGUCUGUGUUCAUCUUGAAAACAAGCCUGAAAACAACGGGUUAUUUCUGGUUCGGACUACAUUUGGACCUCGUGUAUGCUGACUACUCAAUGAUGGCGGCCACUGUUUGCUCUGCCGAAAGCGUUUGUUGGUGAAAAUUAGACAAAGGUUGAUCCACCACCUCCCCAGAUGUGGCCUCCACCUUUGCUUAGACUCCUGUUCAUGAAUGGCGUGGACAAAUUGAUUGAGCGGCUGUGGCUCGGAUUGGAGGGAUGACAUGGAGACAGGGGAGACACAGGCUGAUGGAAUAUUUACCUAGUGUAGUGUCUCCACACCAGAUCCCUUUAGAAGAGUAAAAAGUAUUUUUUUAUAUAUAUAUAUUUCAAUUCCGAGCUGUGUUUAUUAGUAAUUGUGAAGCCAUAAUCAGCUGACAGCAGCAGACGUCAAGAUGAGCUCUGAGGGUUUUCAGUACAGAGCACUGUACGACUACAAGAAGGAACGGGAGGAGGACAUUGACCUGCACGUUGGAGACAUGCUGUUGGUCAGUAAAGGAGCUCUGCUGGCUCUGGGCUGCAGCAGCGGAGCCGAGGAACAACCAUCGGAGGUCGGUUGGCUGCCGGGAUUUAACGAGACCACACAGGAGAAGGGCGACUUCCCGGGGACAUAUGUGGAGUUUGUUGGCAGAAAGAGGAUGUCACCGCCAACUCCUAAGCCCCGCCCACCCAGACCUCCAUCCGCAGCAUCAGCACGGACAGACUCAGAGUCCGAGGGCUUCCUUCUGCCAGAUCUACCGGAGCAGUUUGGACCCCCGGACUCAGCCCCUCCCCUCCUCACCAGACUGAUGGAAGCCAUAGAGAUCAAAGGUCUGGACAACCCCAGUGUGUACCGCAGUAUGAGUGGAGGAGGCCCAGACACACGGCAGCUGGUCGACACCGAUCUGGAGCAGCUGGAUGUGUCAGCCCUGUGUGAUGGGGUGGUCCGCUUCCUACAGGAUCUCCCGGGUCCUGUCCUGCCAUCUGUGCUCCAGAGUGACAUGAUCCAUGCAGUACAAGAGGUGCGUGACCUGGAGGACUGUGCUCAGGUGAUACGGGGUGUGGCGGCUUCACCAGCGUGCCCGGCUCAGUAUGGCCUGACCCUGCUCAGCGUGGUUCGACACCUGGCCCGGCUUUGUCUGCACGGUCCCAGAAACCAGCUGAGCCCACGAAGCCUGGCUGAGCGCUUCAGUCCGCUGCUGUUCAGACAGGCUGCAGGGUUUGAAGCUACUCUGGAUCCUUUGGUUCAGGUCCUGGAGGUUCUAAUAACCAGUGAGCUCAACAUGAUCCAGGCUGCACCAGCUUUACCUCCUAAACCAGUGAAGUCAUCCACUCCGGUACCUCCCAGUAGUUUCAACAACAGCAUGGCUCUGCAGGACGCCGAGUGGUACUGGGGAGACAUCUCCAGGGAGGAGGUGAACGAGAAGCUGAGAGACACGGCCGACGGAACAUUUCUGGUCCGAGAUGCUUCUACGAAGAUGCACGGAGAUUACACCCUGACCCUGAGGAAGGGAGGCAACAACAAACUGAUCAAGAUCUUCCACCGGGAGGGGAAGUACGGCUUCUCAGACCCUCUGACCUUCAGCUCAGUGGUGGAGCUCAUCAACCAUUACCGGCACGAGUCUCUGGCCCAGUACAACCCCAAACUGGACGUCAAGUUGCUCUACCCGGUCUCCAAGUACCAGCAGGACCAGGUUGUGAAGGAGGACAGUAUAGAAGCUGUGGGCAAGAAGCUGCACGAGUAUCACCUGCAGUACCAGGAGAAGAACCGAGAGUAUGACCGGCUGUACGAGGAGUACACCAGAACCUCGCAGGAGAUCCAGAUGAAGCGAACGGCCAUCGAGGCUUUCAACGAGACCAUAAAGAUCUUUGAGGAACAGUGUCAAACUCAGGAGCGCUUCAGCAAAGAGUACAUUGAGAAGUUCCGUCGGGAGGGCAAUGACAAGGAGAUCCAGAGGAUCAUGGAGAACUACGACAAGCUGAAGUCUCGGAUCAGUGAGAUCGUAGACAGCAAGCGUCACCUGGAGGUGGACCUGAAGAAGCAGGCCGCCGACUACAGGGAGAUCGACAAGAAGAUGAACAGCAUUAAGCCGGACCUGAUCCAGCUCCGCAAGACGAGGGACCAGUAUCUGAUGUGGCUGAUCCACAAGGGAGUCCGUCAGAGGAAGCUGAAUGAGUGGCUCGGCUUGAAGAACGAAACCACCGAGGACGAGUACAGUAUGGUGGAGGAUGAGGAGGACCUUCCUCACCAUGACGAGAGACUCUGGCGUCUGGGGAACCUGAACCGCAGUCAGGCCGAGGCUCUGCUUCGAGGGAAGCGGGACGGGACCUUCCUGGUCCGGGACAGCAGCAAACCGGGCUGCUACGCCUGCUCUGUGGUGGUGGAUGGAGAGGUGAAGCACUGCGUCAUCAACAAGACCAGCACCGGCUACGGCUUUGCAGAACCCUACAACCUGUACGGUUCUCUGAAGGAGCUGGUUCUGCACUACCAGCACACGUCGCUGGUCCAGCACAACGACUCGCUCAACGUCACGCUGGCCUUUCCCGUCUACAGCCAGCGACGGUGACCACCAGCCACGGCUCAGUGGACCGAACGUACUGACCGGAAAAGCUGCGUCGACUGGGACUUCAGGGCUUUAGAUUUAAUGCAUGUUGAUGCUUUUUCUUACCUAUGGAUGCGUUUUCCCGACCUUGGCUCGCCUGCAGCCAGACAACAACCCCACAGACGAAGCAGCCGGGCGGGUUUCCUGUUGUCCAGGCCUCGGCUGAGGAAACCAGACCCACUAAAAUCCAAUCAUCCGACUUCUCCCGAUCAUUUCUAAGUUUCCAACUGUAGGUGGUGAGGUGUCGGAGCUGGUCUGAACUGGAUGACUGCAGCCGAACUCAUUAACACAACGCAUUCAUUGACUCGUGUCAGAGGAGGCUGAAUCUGAUGAGGGCGAAUCUACAGAACCAUGCAACAUCACCUCAUCCUGAGCUGAGGUCCGCUGACAUUUUCACCUCAGUAAAGAUCAGCACAGUCGUCCAGUGAAUUUGAAACUGAGUCUAAACUCUUUUUGACCUUUUGUUGAACACUUCAUUUUUCCACAUUGUUGCUUAGCACAUUCAUGCUCAUUGUUAUUGGUUAUUGUGUUUCCUUACUAAUGUUGUGAUUUCUGAAGCGACCGGGUUCAUGGUGACGCUGUGUUUUCUGACACUUCUUUUAGAUUCAGUGUUGAGACAACUUGAUAAAGAUGAAACCAAACUCGAACAUGAACCAAAUGUGUAAAUAGUGAGUCAUUAAACUUUGAGGCCUGGAAUAAACAUUUUGACGCUUAUA